AUGCAUCUUGCCUGCCUAGGUACACUCGACCCAUCAUCUACUUACAGUACUUACCUGAACUCAUUUGUAUUUAUCAUCACCACAACCAGUGCACGGCAUUUUGAAGAUCCUCAAAAAUUCACGAGUACAUAUUUAAUGUUGUCCAUUGUUAUCCACACCCCAUCCAAUUACUAUUAAGCAUAUACUAUUUGUAUUUAAUCUUGUCCCUGUCAACGUCGUCUUCCUACGCUGUAUCAUACAUCGGUUGUGCGCACAGCAGACUUUGUUCAAUCCUAGCAGCUAUGACCGUGAUCAAGACAAAUCUUUCGAGUGCUGCAACAUCUUGUUGCACUUGUGCUACGCCGCUGACUGAAGUUCUUCGCCUCGAGACUGAGAAGCCUUUCCCAUCGGACCGGGAGUUAGAAUGCUGUGGGCGCGCUAUUUGCGGCCGCUGUAUACAUCAAAACCCUCGCUUCAAAUCGUACUGCCCAUAUUGUCAGAUAUCACAAGUAGAUGAUAUCUUGCCACCCGGUCUGAAAAGUACACCGUCAUAUGCAAUGUCGUCAGGUGCCACUACGGAUUUUAAAUGCGCCCCACCACCUUACACACGGUAUCCGACAGACCAGCUACCGCAAGAUUCUCUAAAUGAGAAGUGUGCUCUUCAAAACGAGGAGGCAGUUGAAGAUACCCUCCAUUUUCUCAACCACGCUCACGAUAGCAUCAAUUCGCUCUCGUUACGAUACGGUGUUCCUGCUGCUGCUCUGCGACGGGCUAAUAAUAUCUCCUCCGAUCAUUUGAUUGCUGGUCGUCGAACAGUCAUCAUACCUGGUCAGUUUUAUAAGGGGGGCGUCAGCUUAUCGCCAAGGCCCAUAGAAGGUGAAGAGGAGGAGAAGCGAAAAGCCAAAAUCCGGCGUUGGAUGGUCGGAUGCAAAGUCCACGAGUACGAUGUUGCUGUAUUAUAUUUGGAACAGCAAGAGCCGCCAUGUAGCCCAACGGUAAUCUCAAGCCGCUAAGGGGUUGUCCGACUCAUGGUCUUGCGAUGCGAAAGGAAGCUUGAUGACUCCACUGAGAUUCAUAAGCACUCAGCCUAGUAGAAUAUCGACCUUGUUGAGAUAACACGAAUUCCACCCGCUCUGGUGGGCUUGUGCACUUGUUCCAAGACCUCUCAAAACGCUGACCGAGUUCGUACAUCCUAG
Molecule: messenger RNA, 1175 nt
Organism: Xylaria bambusicola
Lineage: Eukaryota; Fungi; Ascomycota; Sordariomycetes; Xylariales; Xylariaceae
Exons: 3
Coding region: 282-992 (236 amino acids)
Source: RefSeq, a predicted model, not a curated record